Messenger RNA from Cyprinodon tularosa, 1699 nucleotides. Its product is annotated as SUZ domain-containing protein 1-like. Lineage: Eukaryota; Metazoa; Chordata; Actinopteri; Cyprinodontiformes; Cyprinodontidae. The coding region runs from base 330 to 755 and encodes 141 amino acids. The transcript has 5 exons. The record is from RefSeq and is a predicted model, not a curated record.
GACGUCACACUUCUCAGACGUCGGACUCCCAGAACUGAGGAGGAGGAGGAGGAGGCGGUAGAGGAGCCCCGCUCAGCCAACUCCACAGCGUGUUUGAGCAAAAAUGAAACAUGGAUGAGGAGGUCCACGAAAGUUGUGAGGAAGCUGCCCAUUGUAGGAAUUAGGACAACAUCCAACCAAAACCGACGACUCCAGACCUGAAUGAUGUUCGCUGGCCCAUCAUCGGAGCCAUUUACUGUUUGCCAAAGGUUAAUCAAAAUGGUCCUUAGGGAAGGGUGGCUGCUAUAAAAAAACUUUAAAGAAGAAAAACAAGCAAAAAAAAAAAGGAAAUGGAAAAACGGUUAGAAGAAAAGCUUCGGAUCAGCCCGAGAGAAAAGGAUUCUACUAAUUCUUCCAGAUCUCCAUUAAAGACAACCAUGGUGAUUCAGGACAGCUCUUUACCAACAGCACCCUCGCCUCAGAUCCGAAUCUUGAAGCGACCAGCAAGUAACGGGUCAUUGGCCUCCUCCAUGAAUCCAAACAGGCCUACUCCUCAAGUCAAGUCCCUGGCCCAGCGGGAAGCAGAGUACGCAGAGGCCAGGAAACGAAUUCUGGGUAGCGCCUGCCCAGAGGAGACUCCUCAGGAAAAGCCCAACACUGACAGGCCAGCGCGCAAUAACUCCACAAUGCCUUCAGAGGACACCAGAUCUAACAAUCACACUGUCCGGCAGCCCGCCGGCCCGGAUGGCACCCAGGGGUUCCGACAGCACAGAUAAGCGGGCCUCUGGGACGACCCAGCCAUGGAGGGGAGAAAGGGAUAAAGAGCUGCCUGAGAUCAAACACAUACUGUAUUCUUAAAAGGUCCUUCCCUUAGUUCCCUCAUAUCAGCAGUCUGUGAGAAAGUCAGGGAACGAGGAACUCCAGGAGGAAGCCAAACUUAAAGGAGCUCUCGCCUCUCUCCCCUGUUCAUGUUCAUUUGGCACUGUGAUUAUGGACAUAUUCUGGAUUCACUGUGAUCAUCCCCCUUUAAGAGACGCCCCUCAGCCUCCAUCUUUUUUUUUUUUUUUUUAUUGCUUUUAGUUCUGUCUGCCUAGGAAUGUAGGAAGAGCAAACAAAGACUUGAACAGUUCAAAGAUGAGGUGAAAUAAGGGGUCCUAAAACUAGAUCAGCUGGUUCAUGUACAGCAGCUUCAUCCCAGCAAUAACACCAGCUUUCACUUUUCAUCAAUUUCUUUUAAUCACUUGUCUUUACUGAAGGGAUGCACUGAUAGCUUUUAAAUAAGGAUCAGUUCUUACACACCACUAACUCUGCUUAUUGGAAUAGUGGAAAUGAGAAUCACUUUUCUCUGCGUUCUGGUCUGGAGGUAGAACGGUAGCUUAAAUAAGCGCUCCUGCCUGCAGCCGGUUGUCUAUUAAAUAUACGUUCAAUGUGGAAAACUGUUAAAAGUAUCAGUGCAUACCUUAAUAUAGAAACUGCCUUUUGUUUUUAAAAUCGGAGGUCAGGGGUUGUGUGUGUGUCAAGCAUAUAUCUGACAAGUUUUGUUUACUUUUUUUUAAGCUUUUAGCUGUCUGUCUUUGACAGUUGCAUAAUUUCUAUUUAAGAGUAAAUAAGAAUGAACAGGAGAAAAUGGAUUUAAGUCAGGUUUCAAGUAGCUUUUCUGCCCUUUUAUUUGAAACGGCAGCAGUAUAAGAGCAGUAUUUUAGAUAAACCAAAAGCCCAU